CCCAACCCCACAGGGUUCGAACUAGGGUUUCGGAUCUCCCACGGUAGUGACCUCCUUUUCUUUGUCCUCAAUUGCCCAAGUCCCAACUUUCCCUCCAAACUCCAAACUCACUGUCCGAACUCUACAGCAGCAAGCAACAACAACGACAAUGGCCUCGCGCUUCCAGGCCGUGGCGCUGGUGGCCUCGCCCUCCUACUCAAACGCCAUCGCCUGGUCCGACGAGAACCUCAUCGCAGUCGCCUCCGGUCACCUCGUCACCAUCCUGAAUCCAGCAUUGCCUUUUGGACCACGAGGCCUUAUCACGAUCCCCACUGGUGAACCUUUUCCAAUUGGUGUUGUAGAUAGAAAAGAUUUACUCUCUGACUGCUUGUUGCCCACCUGUUUAUCCCGAGAUCGUCGACCCUGUGUUAGAUCAAUAUCAUGGUCCCCACUUGGAAUGGCUCCUAACUCAGGAUGCUUGCUGGCUGUUUGUACAACAGAAGGACGUGUGAAACUUUAUCGUCCACCAUUUUGUGACUUUGGUGCUGAAUGGAUAGAGGUUAUGGAUAUAUCAGAUAGGCUUUAUGAUUAUCUUGCAAGUAUCGACUUUCGAGACUUAAAUGUGUCUUGUCGAGAAUAUUCUGAUGCAACAGAACAUAGAUGUGCACAGGAUUUAUCAAACAUUAAUUCAAGAAAAGAAAAGCGUAAGAGAAGAAAAAGCAAUGAGGGCGCUGAAACUAUUUGCAACCAAUUACCAUGUUCAAGGAAAAUUAAGGAUUCCAAUGCUAGCUCUGGCCCUGAGGGACAAGGGUUGGAAACGGUGUCUGAGAUGAAUUCCAACCAGAAUUUACAUCAUUUUGAUCUUGUUUCUAAAUCUAAUGCAAAAGCUCUAAUUAAGAUAUCAGAAAAGUGCACACUCCCACAGAUAACUGCAAAUCAAUACGCUUCGCGCAGUGCAAUGCUGUGGUCACUUGCUGUUGCCUGGUCGCCGUUGCUGCAGUUAUCAUCUAAACUCUGUUCAGUCCCUCAGACUGGUUCAUCUUUUUCUCUACUUGCACUAGGUAGCAGAUCUGGUAUUAUUUCAUUAUGGAAAAUUUAUGUACCAGAAUGUUACUCUGUUGAGCAUAGUGGGGUCCCCACUACUGCAACCAUUGUUGGGCUCCUUCAGGCACACAAUUCGUGGAUCACGUCAAUCAGUUGGGCUUUGUGUGCUUCUGAUUCUUCGAGUCCUCAGGUUUUAUUGGUUUCCGGGAGUUCUGAUGGGAGUGUAAGGAUAUGGCUUGGGAAUAGUGAGGAAUUGCUGAACUCAUCAGAAGUUAAUUUGACUCCCCUUUUACUAUUGAAGAAGGUUAUAGUUGCUGAUAGUGUCCCCAUCUCUGUACUUUCACUUUGGAUGCCUGCAAAGUCCCUGCAUAAAAUGCUCUUGGCAGUUGGCAAAGGAUCCGGAUCUUUUGAAGUUUGGAAUUGUGACAUAUCUAGCAAUAGAUUUGAUAUAGUUGGCUCAUACGAUGCUCAUGACCAUGUUGUUACAGGCUUAGCUUGGGCAUUUGAUGGAUCUUGUUUGUACAGCUGCAGCCAGGACAAUUUUAUGCGCAGCUGGAUUUUACAUGGGAGUUCCCUCUGUGAAGUACCCAUCCCUGCAAAUACUCCCCAUUUGAGGAGCUCAACUGAUAACUCUUUGCAGCUUCCAGAUGCAUUUAUUUCAUGCAUUGGUUUGGCGGUGUCCCCUGGAAAUCUCGUGGUUGCUGUGGUACGCAAUUUGGAUCUUGAACUAUUGAAUCCAAUGUACCAGGCAAGGGCUCAAAAGGCAGUUGUUGAGUUUUACUGGAUUUGUGGGCAACAACUGGAUCUCUUGUCAAACGCUUCCCCUCCAUUUUAUGUUGAAGAAUUCCCUGGAUUUCCUGAGAAGGAAUUGACUAGUUGGGAGUCCAAUAUUCUUUGGUCGUUGAAACAAUAUGAGCAUUUGGAUAAGCCUCUGGUUGUUUGGGAUAUCAUAGCAGCAUUAUUGGCUUUCAAGCAAACUGCAUCUAAGUUUGUCGAACAUAUAAUGCUUAAAUGGCUCUCAUUUGCAUUUAUGGGGUCCAAUGUUGACCUCUCUGCUGAAAAGAUUUUGCUACAUGCCUCUAGAAGUUUAUCAAAGAUCAAUUCUCGUCAGCUGCACCUCCUAAAUAUUUUAUGUAGGCGCGUAAUGCUAUCGGAGCUGAAGGCCGAUCAAAUAAACAGCAAAUUACAGAACUUGGGAGGAUUAUGUGGUGCUGAAGGGGGGCAACUGACUACGUGGAUGGAGCUACUUUUCAGCAGUGAAAGAGAACUCCGUGAGAGGCUUGUGGGUUUUAGUUUUUCUGCUUUUAAAAAUGUUAUCUCCCAUUCAGCCACAACUGCUUCCCGAUCUGGAUAUUGGCAUCCUGAUGGAUUGGCACAAAUGGAGCAGUGGGUUGCUCUUAAUCGUGAACAUGUACGCAAUGAACUAAAAGUCCUUGUGUCAGAAGUUGGACUGCGUGAGAGGAGGGAAUGUAUAGCAGCAGAGCAAUGUAGCUAUUGUUCCGCACCAGUGCCAUAUGAAUCACCAGAAGUUGGCUUUUGCCAAGGUGUAGAGUGCAAUAGUGACAUUGGUCAGAGCCACAGACUCCCAAGGUGUGCGGUUUCUAUGCAGGUUUGCCCUACUACUACCUUAUGGUUUUGUAUAUGUUGUAAUAGAUGGGCUUGGAGACUGGCACCGGAGCCGCUUUUUUCGAGGUCCGAAUGUCAUUUAGAUUUCAAAUCUUCAGCCAAAUCAUCUGUUUUCAAAGUAUCCUCAAAACCUUUGUGCCCCUUCUGUGGGAUACUGCUACAGAGACUGCAGCCAGACUUUCUACUUUCUGCAUCACCCGUGUAAAAAGAAUGUUUCCAUGUGUUUAUCUUGUUGUAUUAAUGAUUGUAAAAGCCGUUUUGCUGUGAUUCUAUCUGAAGGAAUGGCGUUGGCCAACUGCGUGCGUGCAGUAGCCUAGGGCUUGGGAGAAUAGAUUUUUAAGUAGCAUCUGGGUAACAAUAGGCUCCAAAGUUGUAUAUCGCAAACACUUUAGCCUAAAGAUGUACAUGUACAAAAUAAAUUGAUGCAGCAUUCUGCUUGAAA
Molecule: messenger RNA, 3091 nt
Organism: Corylus avellana
Lineage: Eukaryota; Viridiplantae; Streptophyta; Magnoliopsida; Fagales; Betulaceae
Product: Transducin/WD40 repeat-like superfamily protein
Biological process (GO): transcription initiation at RNA polymerase III promoter
Cellular component (GO): transcription factor TFIIIC complex
Molecular function (GO): histone acetyltransferase activity; protein binding
Source: RefSeq, a predicted model, not a curated record